CUCAGAGCCUCAGAGUGAUGGAUUCACCUCAGCCUGGAACUCUUCCUCUGAGAGAAACUCCUCAUCAUCUCCUCAUCACCACAUCACCGCACCGGACAUCCACAUGACUGGAUUAUUAUUCUCUUCAGCCUGGAAAAGUUGUACAGUUGUUGCGCGGUUCGGUUUCGGCUCUAAAUCUCGGUUAUGUCACUGCUGUGUGUCAGAGUGAAAAAGGCCAAACUUCUAGGACCUCCAGAUAAGUUUAAUGUGUACGUGACUUUAAAGGUUCAGAAUGUCAAGAGCACAACCGUCACUGUUCGCGGGGACCAACCAUGCUGGGAGCAGGACUUCAUGUUUGAGAUUAACCGACUGGAUCUGGGGUUGCUGGUGGAACUCUGGAAUAAAGGCCUCAUCUGGGACACCAUGGUGGGAAUGGCCUGGAUUCCUCUCGACACCAUCCGCCAGUCCGAUCAGGAGGGUCCUGGUGAGUGGGUUUCGUUGGACUCUGAGGUCCUGAUGAAGGUGGAUGAGAUCUAUGGCACUAAAAACCCCACAGCUCAUCAGGUGCUGCUGGACACUCGCUUCGAGCUUCCCGUCGACAUCCCGGAGGACGAGGCUCAGUACUGGACCAAGAAGCUGGAGCGCAUCAAUACCCUGAGGAUUCAUGAUGAGGAUGAAGCACAAAGGAUGCCGGUCCACUCCGUCCCAUCCCAGUGCUCUUUGGAAGAUAAUGACAGCGCAGUUGACGAGAGAGAGAGUGAGAAUAACAGCCGUCCUCCACAAUACCACACCACAGCCCAGCCCAACUCCUCUCUGCACCAGUACCCAAUGGGACGAAGGUCUGAAACCGACUCCGUACACAACUAUGACCCGGACUACAGGGAAGGAGGUGGACCUAGCCCGGCGGACAGCUCUCGCUUUGGCUCGUCCGGUAACCUCAGCCAGGCCAGCUCCCAGUUCAGCUCCGAGCCAGAGGAAAGGACGGACCCGGACAACCGCGCCAGACCUCCCGCCGGCGCUCCGCCUCAGCCGCUCUCUCAGGACGUAGAAAAGGGUGAGAGAGAGAUACAGAUGAGCUCGAAAGAGGGACAAAAGAGGAGGCUGGUGCCUCGACAAUCACUGAUUAAUCAUGUGAAGAAGUCCGAGAGUUUCAGUAAAGUCGACCCUCCUUCCAUCGCACCAUCUCGCCUACUUUGGCUGAAGGCCAUCAACAAGGUCCAGUUUCAGCUGCACCAGAUGGAGAUCAGGAGGAGCAUCAGUGGAGGUGCUGGAGGGAUCUUUGAGAUCGACAGCAUGCCUGAUCUGCGCAGAAAGAAGCCGGUCCCGUUGGUUAGUGAAGUGGAAGGAGAACUUACAGACACCUUUUAUUCUCUCUCACAGUCGCUGGUGCAGUCCAGGAAGACCGCCAUCUCAUACUCACUGGCAUCUCGACCCUCGCUCAAAGACGAGGAUCUUAAGAGUCACGUGUAUAAGAAAACCCUACAGGCUCUGAUCUACCCCAUCUCCUACACAACCCCCCAUAACUUCGAGGUGUGGACGGCCACCACCCCUACCUACUGCUACGAGUGUGAGGGGCUGCUGUGGGGCAUCGCGCGCCAGGGCAUGAGGUGCACCGAGUGUGGCGUCAAAUGCCACGAGAAGUGCCAGGAGCUCCUGAAUGCAGACUGCCUACAGAGAGCGGCUGAGAAGAGCAGUAAGACGGGAGCUGAGGAUCGUAACCAGCACAUCAUCUCCUCCAUGAAGGACCGCAUGAAGAUCCGAGAGAGGAACAAGCCCGAGAUCUUCGAGGCCAUCCGCACCAUCUUCAACAUCACCAAACUCAACCACGCCCAGCAGAUGAAGGUGGUCAAGCAGAUCGUGCUGGACGGGACGUCCAAGUGGUCCGCCAAGAUCUCCAUCACAGUACGGAGCGCUCAGGGUCUCCAGGCUAAAGACCGCACUGGUUCCAGUGACCCGUACGUGACGGUGCAGGUGGGCAAAACCAAAAAGAGGACCAAGACCAUCUACGGUAACCUCAACCCCGUCUGGGAGGAGACCUUCAACUUCGAGUGCCACAACUCCUCAGAUCGGAUCAAGGUGCGCGUGUGGGACGAGGACGACGACAUCAAGUCCCGGGUGAAGCAGAGGCUGAAGAGGGAGUCGGACGAUUUCCUGGGUCAGAGCAUCAUCGAGGUUCGGACCCUGAGCGGAGAGAUGGACGUGUGGUACAACCUCGAGAAGCGCACAGAUAAAUCGGCCGUAUCGGGGGCCAUCAGGCUGCAGAUCAGUGUGGAGAUCAAAGGCGAGGAGAAAGUAGCACCAUACCACGUCCAGUACACCUGCCUGCACGAGAACAUCUUCCACUACCUGACGGAUGUGGAGGGGCAGGGCAUGGUGAAGCUCCCUUCAGCUCGAGGCGACGACGCGUGGAAGGUUUAUUUCGACGAGGUGGAGCAGGAGAUUGUGGAUGAGUUUGCCAUCCGCUAUGGUGUCGAGUCCAUCUACCAGGCCAUGACACACUUCGCCUGCCUCUCCUCUAAGUACAUGUGUCCUGGUGUUCCAGCUGUGAUGAGCACCCUGCUGGCCAACAUCAACGCUUUCUUUGCUCAUCCCACCUCCACCACCAGCGUCUCCGCCAGCGACCGCUUCUCAGCAUCUAACUUUGGAAGGGAGCGCUUCAUCAGACUGCUGGAUCAACUACACAACUCUCUACGUAUCGACCUGUCGUCCUACAGGAAUAACUUCCCGGGCAGCAGCAAACCUCGCCUGUCUGAUCUCAAAUCCACUGUGGACCUGCUGACCAGCAUCACUUUCUUCAGAAUGAAGGUACAGGAGCAGCAGGCCCCGCCCCGUGCCGCUCAUGUGGUGAGGGACUGUGUGAAGGCGUGUCUGAACUCUACAUACGAGUACAUCUUCAACAACUGCACCGAGCUCUACAGCACCCAGUUCCAGACCCACAGCCAGUCUAAGAAGAAAGAGGAAGACGAGGAUGAGGAGAAGGAGGAGGAGGUGGGGCCGAGCAUCCUCAACCUGGACUUCUGGUCUAAACUCAUCACACUCAUAGUGUCCAUCAUCGAGGAGGACCGGAACUCAUACACUCCUGUUAUAAACCAGUUUCCUCAGGAGCUGAACGUCGGGAGGGUCAGUGCAGAGGUCAUGUGGACGCUCUUUGCUCAGGACAUGAAGUAUGCACUGGAAGAGCAUGAGAAACACAGGUUGUGUAAGAGUGCGGAGUACAUGAACCUCCAUUUCAAAGUGAAGUGGCUUUUCAACGAGUACGUCAAAGAGCUGCCGGCCUUCUCAAACACCGUGCCGGAGUACCCCACGUGGUUUGUGGUGUUUGUCCUGCAGUGGUUGGCAGAGAAUGAGGACGUGUCCCUGGAGUUCAUGCACGGCGCCCUGGAGAGGGACAAGAGAGACGGGUUCCAGCCCACGUCUGAGCACGCUCUGUUCUCCUGCUCGGUGGUGGACGUCUUCACCCAGCUCAACCAGAGCUUUGACAUCAUCAAGAAGCUGGACUGUCCCGACCUCACCGUCAUCGGCCAGUACAACCGUCGCUUUGCCAAGACGAUCAGUAAAGUGUUGCUGCUGUACUGCACCAUCCUGUCCCAGUGCUUCCCUUCCUACUGCGAUAAGGAGAAGACUCCGUGUGUGUUGAUGAAUAACGUACAGCAGAUCCGGGUGAUGCUGGAGAAGAUGUUUGAGUUCAUGGGAGCCAAGCAGCUGGACUCAGAAGCAGCAGAAAUCCUGAAUGAUCUGCAGCUGAAACUCAACACAGUCCUGGAUAACCUGAGUGCCGUGUUUGCUAGCAGUUUUCAGACCCGUAUCGGGGCGUGUAUGCGUCAGGUGGGGGACGUGGUGUAUCAGAUGAAAGGACCUCUGAACAUGAACUCCAGGAGCAGUGCAGAAUCGGACGCGGUCGCCGUGCUCAGGCCGCUCAUGGAGUUCCUCGACUCACAUCUGAGUGUGUUUGCAGAUGUGUGUGAGAAGACGGUGCUGAAGCGGGUGCUGAAGGAUCUGUGGAGGAACGUUUUGAUCUGUAUGGAGAAAACCAUCGUGCUGCCCGAGAGCAACGACAGUAUUGGUGCUCAGCUUCUCACUGCAGCCAAAGAGCUCUCCAAACUCAAGGGAGGUGUUGAGGCCAGAGCUCUGACCCCGAGGCAGUGUUUGAUCAUGGAGGGAGCGCUGGACACCAUAAAGAACUUCUUCCAUGCUGGAGGUGAUGGCUUGAGGAAGUCGUACCUGGAGAAGAGCUCUGAGCUCCAGUCCCUCCAGUACGCUCUGUCUCUCUACACACAGAGCACCGACAAACUCGUACACACCUUCAUCAACACACAGCGUGCUCAAGUGCACAAUGGGGUGAGUGUGAGGGUCACACCUACAGAGAGCAUCCGUCCCGAAAAAGCCACUGGAGUGAACCAGCCUAUAGGCGAGGCUGUGAUUCAAAUGGACACGGCGCCCCCUGCUGUCAACACAGAGCAGAAGCUCCUCAUUAAAGUGAUCGCGGUGAACGAUAUGAAGUGGCAGACGUCAGGACUGUUCAGGCCGUUCGUGGAGGUCAGUCUGAUUGGUCCGAUGCUCUCUGAUAAGAAGCGCAAGUUCACCACCAAGUCCAAGAACAACUGCUGGUCAGCCAAGUACAACGAGAGCUUCCAGUUUGAGUUGGGUAAAGCUGUGAGUGCUGAGUGCUACGAGCUGCAGCUAACAGUGAAGGAUUACUGCUUUGGGCGUGCGGACCGAGUGGUGGGCGUGGCCGUGAUCCCCCUGUCCCUGGCCGUCGUACCCGAGAAGCAGAGCUUCGUGUGCUGGUGCCCGCUGGCACCGAGCAUCAGCACCGAUCAGACGGGCGCCACCACGCUCCGCAUCCUCGCCCAGCGCCAUGACGACGAGGUUGCCAAGGAGUUCAUCAGACUGAAGAGUGAGAGACGACACACGGAGGAGGGCAGGUAGAGAGAGCUAGGGACAGAGAGAGGGUGAGAGAGAGAGGGUGAGAGUGAGGGUGAGAGGGUGAGGGUGAGAGAGAGAGGGUGAGAGUGAGGGUGAGAGAGAGAGGGUGAGAGUGAGGGUGAGAGGGUGAGUGAGAGUGCAGUAAAAGGAGAAGCUAAAAAUAAGGGAGGAAGUGAGAGGCCAUGUUUUUGGAAGAUGGGGAAAUGAAACCACUGAAUGAAAGAUGGAGAAGCCUCUCCCACACACACACACACACACACACACACACACAUAAUCCAUAACAGUCUGAUCCUAAAUCUAAUCUAAAUCCUGUCCAGCUGGUCCCAGUUGCACCAGCUAUGCAGAAUUAUGUGCACUUGGGGCGUCUGAUCUCAGAUCUGAUCACACCUACACUGAGCGGUUUGCACACAGGGAUGCUAAUCUAAUUACUCCUACACACGCUCUUUCCUAUUGGUGGCCUUAAAAGGGGGCGGGUUUACAAGCCCCAAUUACUUUGGGACCUUAAUUAGCUAAUUGGACGUAUUUCUAAGCGUGGGCGGAGUCUGCAUGCGACUGUUCUUCUGAAUUUUGCCCCCAUUGAUCAGCCAGCCCACUCGCUUGCCCGUGAUUGGCUGAAAGACAUGACUGACAUGAGUUACAAUCCAAUCACGACCAAGCACGCGGGUGGAUCAUCUGUGCUAAACUUGUGCCAAGGGACUCGUUUGUGUUUACUGUAUCAUCAUAAAUGCACUGAAGUGUGGAGAACACAGAACUGAUCCUUUAUUUAUUACUUCUGUUUAUUAUGUACAUGUGAAGCCUGUAAAUAAAUGAUUUAUCAUAAA
Messenger RNA from Trichomycterus rosablanca, 5726 nucleotides. It is a transcript of the gene unc13ba, whose product is annotated as protein unc-13 homolog B. The record is from RefSeq and is a predicted model, not a curated record. Gene Ontology annotation, cellular component: presynaptic membrane; presynaptic active zone cytoplasmic component; plasma membrane. The transcript has 40 exons. Gene Ontology annotation, biological process: synaptic transmission, glutamatergic; synaptic vesicle priming; presynaptic dense core vesicle exocytosis. The coding region runs from base 184 to 4908 and encodes 1574 amino acids. NCBI's taxonomy places the organism in Eukaryota, Metazoa, Chordata, Actinopteri, Siluriformes, Trichomycteridae. Gene Ontology annotation, molecular function: calmodulin binding; phospholipid binding; syntaxin-1 binding.